UUUCGUUCCACACCAGACAACUGCGGUCGGCAGGCAACAGAUUGCCUCAAUAACUGUCUCCACCACCAUUUGGACACGCCAAUUUGCACCACCUGCGGGAGGGACCCUUUGGAAUAUCACCAAUUUCUCGGAAACGACCCGGAAUCUAGCUAUAUAAUCUGUUAUCUGGUACCUCGAACCCAAGGCCAAUCUUGCUCUCCAACCAUGUCCGGAACUUCAACGCCAAUGUCAGAGAAACUAAGGAAGGGGCCAGAUCCUAUCCUUCUGACUCUUUUUGCAAACCGCUUCAUGAGCGUAGCGGAAGCAAUGGGUCGUUCGUUGCAGCAAACUUCGAUCAGCACCAAUAUCAAGGAGCGCUUGGAUUUCUCCUGUGCACUCUUCGCUCCAGAUGGCGAUCUCGUUGCCAAUGCGCCAUUUAUCCCUAUUCACCUCGGUUCUAUGAGCUUUGCGGUGAAAUACCAGAUGAAAUUACAUGGAGAGACCCUGAAGGAAGGAGACGUUCUGAUGACGAAUUCUCCGCAUGCCGGUGGCUCACAUUUACCCGACAUUACUAUCAUUACACCGGUCUUCGACACUGAGACCAAAGAGAUCAUAUUUUUCACUGCGUCCAGAGGCCAUCAUGCUGAUAUUGGCGGAAUUCUUCCUGGUUCAAUGCCCCCGACUUCCGUGAAUAUUUUCGAAGAAGGGGCGAAUAUCGAGAGCUUCAAGAUAGUCGAUGGCGGUGUUUUCAAUUCCCAGGGACUCUAUGAACACAUGGUCGAAAAGCCGGCGCAGUACCCUGGAAGCUCGGGUUGCAGAAACAUCCGGGAUGUGGAGAGCGACUUGAAAGCCCAAAUCGCUGCAAAUCACAAAGGAAUCCAGCUGAUCCACCAGAUUGUCAACGAUUAUGGCUUGAAGACUGUGCAGGAAUACAUGUACCAUAUCCGAGCAAAUGCCGAAAUGUCCGUUCGCAACUUGCUUCGAGAUGUCGCGAAAAGGGCAGGAACAAACGUCCUCUCUGCCGUUGAUUACCUCGAUGACGGAUCUCCGAUCCAACUGCGAGUCGAAAUUGAUGAAACCGAGGGCUCAGCUGUCCUUGAUUUCGAGGGAACAGGGUGUGAGGUCCGAGGAAACCUGAAUGCACCCAUAUCUGUCGUUCACUCAGCUGUCAUCUACUGCAUGCGCUCAAUGCUCGAUCUGGACAUCCCGCUUAAUGCGGGAUGCCUGGUCCCUCUUACAGUGAAAAUCCCGAAGAAGUCACUCCUCUCGCCUUCUCGUACAGCUGCCGUGUGCGGAGGCAAUGUUUUAACUUCGCAGCGUAUCGUCGAUGUGGUUUUGAAAGCUUUCCAUGCUGCCGCUGCCAGCCAAGGUUGUACCAACAACCUGACAUUUGGUGCGGGAGGGAAAGAUAAAGAUGGGAAGAAUGUCACUGGGUGGGGAUACUACGAGACCAUUGCAGGUGGCUCUGGAGCCGGCCCUUCAUGGCAUGGUACAGACGGCGUGCACACUCACAUUACCAACACACGAAUCGGGGAUGUUGAAAUCCUCGAACGAAGAUACCCCGUUAUGAUCCAUCAGUUCGGAUUGCGUCAGGGAUCAGCUGGAGUUGGAAAGUGGCACGGAGGCGAGGGAGUUGUUCGAGAGAUCGAAUUCUUGGAACCAUUGCAAGUCUCGAUAUUGUCUGAGCGCAGGACACGGCAACCUUAUGGUAUGGAAGGUGGAGGUCCGGGCGGCUUCGGGCGUAACACCUGGAUUAAGCAGUGUCGCGAAGAAGACGGAGAUCUUGAUCCUCUCAACCCCACACUAGUGACCCGCGAAAUUAACAUUGGAGGUAAAGCGACUGUAUGGAUGGGGGCUGGGGACAGGUUGAAGAUCGAAACGCCCGGUGGAGGGGCGUGGGGCAAGUGCGAGGGAACGGUCAAAGGGCGAGGGGAGCAUGUCCCUGCAUGGGAACCCAGGGGCUCAGUUGCGGAGAGGGCUGCCGCUCAAGCUGCAUUCUGAAUUUAGUGCUGUACGAGAUAGGGAAGCGCAGGACCUUGGCUCGUAGGCCGUGGUAUUUUUGUAAGGUUGUUUUGACGUUCUACCUCGAACGCCAGUUUUCCAUAUCCAGCAGACGUACCACGCGAAGAUAAAAC
Coprinopsis cinerea okayama7#130 is the source of this 2114-nucleotide messenger RNA. Its product is annotated as cytoplasmic protein. Gene Ontology annotation, molecular function: 5-oxoprolinase (ATP-hydrolyzing) activity. Gene Ontology annotation, biological process: glutathione metabolic process. The record is from RefSeq and is a predicted model, not a curated record. Lineage: Eukaryota; Fungi; Basidiomycota; Agaricomycetes; Agaricales; Psathyrellaceae. Gene Ontology annotation, cellular component: cytosol. The transcript has 10 exons. Bases 205 to 1980 code for a protein of 591 amino acids.